Drosophila innubila is the source of this 673-nucleotide messenger RNA. RefSeq names its product larval cuticle protein A2B-like. The record is from RefSeq and is a predicted model, not a curated record. The transcript is spliced from 3 exons. Lineage: Eukaryota; Metazoa; Arthropoda; Insecta; Diptera; Drosophilidae. Bases 1 to 585 code for a protein of 194 amino acids. Gene Ontology annotation, cellular component: extracellular matrix.
AUGCAUUUAAUUCGAUACCACCUUCAAGGCGAAAUUGUGAAAGCGCUGAAGUCACAAAUAGCCCGCGGUCAAGCAGCAGCAGUUGGAGAAGCAUCUCUGCUUCGCAUCAGUAUUCGGAUAUUCGCCAAGCCAUCAAACCAAAUCGCCAUGGCCUUCCAGUUCCUCGCCAUUCUUGCUCUCAUUGCCGCCGUCAGCGCUGGUGUUGUGCCCGUCCAACAGGUGUACCAUGCUGCCGCUCCAGCUGUCGCUUAUGCCCAUGCCCCAGUGGCUGUAGCUCAUGGUCCAGUUGCCGUGGCUCAUGGCCAUCAAGUGCUGGCCAAGCACGACGAUGAAUACGAUCCUCAUCCCCAGUACAAGUUCGGCUAUGAUGUCCAGGAUGCUCUCUCCGGUGACUCCAAGAGCCAGGUCGAGGAACGUGAUGGUGAUGUGGUCCGUGGAGAGUACUCCCUGAUCGAUGCUGAUGGUUACAAGCGCACUGUCCAGUACACUUCUGAUCCCGAGAAUGGCUUUAAUGCCGUCGUCAACCGUGUGCCCGUCGAUCAUGUGGUCAAGACUGUGGCUGCUCCGGUUGCCUACCACCACUAAGUGAGAGAAUUACCUCAGCCAUUCAACAUUGUUUAAAGCCAUCUGCAUGUCCUUAAAUUGAAUAAAUUGUUGCAUAUUUCUAAGCUAA